Molecule: messenger RNA, 909 nt
Organism: Pelodiscus sinensis (Chinese soft-shelled turtle)
Lineage: Eukaryota; Metazoa; Chordata; Testudines; Trionychidae
Source: RefSeq, a predicted model, not a curated record
AAACCCCCAAUAUCCAGGGUCACUGCGCCUCCAGCAGCGCAGCCUGGGGUGUCCCUGGCAUGGUUCCGUGUCGAGCUGCUUUGGGGCUGCAGGGCGAGCGCCUCCUGCAGCUGGCCCACUCUCCCUGCAGCACCGGGGCUCUCCAGGUCCCAGCAGAGGCCCUGCCUGUGUGGGGCUGUUGGAGCCGAGGCCCAGCCUGACGUGCGCCCUCCCCCACCUCUCCCCAGCAAGCAUGUCCUGACAGAAGACCUUGUCCAGCGGGAGGUGACCGCAGACCACAAGCUGCUCUCCAGGCGGCUCCUCACCAAGACCAACAGGAUGCCCCGGUGGGCGGAGCGCUUCUUCCCGGCCAACGCCGCCCGCUUGGUGUACGUCCUGGAAGACUCCAUCGUGGACCCGCAGGCCCGCACCAUGACCACGUACACCCGGAACAUCAACCGACAGAAGCUGCAGGUGGUGGAGGAGCUCUGUGUGUAUUCCAUGAACCCAGAGAACAGCGGCUGGACUGAAGUCAGGCGGGAAAGACACGGGCAGGGCCGCAGGCCUCCUGAGAGCCUGGCUGAGGGGAGAGCUGCCGGGCUCACAGCUGGCUUACGCUUGCUCCUUGCAGGGGAAGCUCCCUCCAAGACCUUGGUGGAGACGGCGAAGGAAGCCACGGAGAAGGCCAAGGAGACAGCCCUAGCGGCCACGGAGAAGGCCAAGGACCUGGCCAGCAAGGCAGCCCCCAAGAACAAGCAACAGUAUGUGUGAGGAGCUGGCGCCCGGGGCGCCCUGUGGCACUGGCCUCUCAGCACGCAGGAGCCUCCCAAGAGUUUCUAUUUUUUAAUUGAAGCUCCCAAGUCUGACAAUCCGCUGCCGCGCGACCCGCCCUGAGGUGUAAUUAUCAUUAAAUCGUCUGUGACCAGCCAG